Tupaia belangeri chinensis (Chinese tree shrew) is the source of this 1084-nucleotide messenger RNA. It is a transcript of the gene TALDO1, whose product is annotated as transaldolase 1. Gene Ontology annotation, molecular function: transaldolase activity. Gene Ontology annotation, cellular component: cytoplasm; intracellular anatomical structure. The record is from RefSeq and is a predicted model, not a curated record. Lineage: Eukaryota; Metazoa; Chordata; Mammalia; Scandentia; Tupaiidae. Gene Ontology annotation, biological process: pentose-phosphate shunt; pentose-phosphate shunt, non-oxidative branch; carbohydrate metabolic process.
CCAUCGAAGAGUACAAGCCCCAGGAUGCCACCACCAACCCGUCCCUGAUCCUGGCUGCGGCACAGAUGCCCGCCUACCAAGGGCUGGUGGAGGAGGCCAUCGCCUACGGCAAGAAGCUGGGCGGGUCACGAGAGGAUCAAAUUACAAAUGCCAUCGAUAAACUUUUCGUGUUGUUUGGAGCAGAAAUACUGAAGAAGAUUCCAGGCCGUGUAUCCACAGAAGUAGACGCGAGGCUCUCCUUUGAUAAGGACGCCAUGGUGGCUCGAGCCAAGCGCCUCAUCGAGCUCUACAAGGAAGUUGGGAUCAGCAAGGACAGGAUUCUUAUAAAGCUGUCAUCAACCUGGGAAGGAAUUCAGGCUGGAAAGGAGCUGGAAGAGCAGCACGGCGUCCACUGCAACAUGACGCUGCUCUUCUCCUUCGCCCAGGCCGUGGCCUGUGCCGAGGCUGGCGUGACGCUCAUCUCCCCCUUUGUGGGCCGCAUCCUGGAUUGGCACGUGGCAAACACCGACAAGAAGUCGUUCGAGCCCCUGGAAGACCCCGGAGUGCAGAGUGUCACCAAAAUCUACAACUACUACAAGAAGUUCGGCUACAGGACCAUCGUCAUGGGCGCCUCCUUCCGCAACACGGGCGAGAUCAAGGCCCUGGCGGGCUGUGACUUCCUCACCAUCUCGCCCAAGCUCCUGGGCGAGCUACUCAAGGACACCACCAAGCUGGUGCCCGUCCUCUCUGCCAAGGCGGCCCAGGCCAGCGACCUGGAGAAGAUCCACCUGGACGAGAAGGCCUUCCGCUGGCUACACAACGAAGACCAGAUGGCCGUGGAGAAGCUCUCGGACGGCAUCCGCAAGUUUGCAGCCGACGCCGUGAAGCUGGAGCGGAUGCUGAUGGAGCGGAUGUUCAGUGCGGAGAAUGGGAAGUAGGUGCACCUGCAGGACCCCGAUCUGCGCUGAGUCGGGGCUCUGGUGGCACAUGGCUUAUGGUGAAGCUGGCAUUUUUACCAAUUGGAGCAGGCGUGGAUCAAAGAUUUCUGAUUUUAUGUGAAGUUUUGCUUACAGCAUUAAAGCAGUCACUUUUCUUGUAUGUUUCA